CCUUUUGGUUUCCCAGGCACACUCCCAAUAAUAUUAGCAACCGGUGGGUUUUGUUUGGUUCAUUCUCAAAGUUUAGGCCUUUGGGCUGUUCUUCUCUGUUUUCUUUCUUUCUUUCUUUCUCUCUUUCUUUAGAAAAAGGAAGUUGAGAAAGAAGGGAGAAAAGUUGAAAAUAGAAGGUAUUUGGGUUAUGUUGUAUUGUAUUCUCAUAUUUGGCAGGUGAGAAAGAAUAGAUUCUCAAGGGACUUUGUUGUUUUUACGAGGAAUUAAAUAGAUAGAGGGUUUGUUUGGUGGGAAUGAUAGGGAGAUACCAAAAGUAAAGGCUUUUUGUAUUUGUUUAAGGCACAGUACUUAGAGAGAGAGAUAAUUUGAAGGGAUUUAGCUAGUGGAUAUACUCUUGAUUCCUAAUUGGUUAUCUCUAAUUUUUUAUUUUUUUAGAGAUAGAGAAUAUAUGUAUUGUAAUCUUUGAAUUGUUCGUACACACACACAACAUCCACAGAUUAAUAUAUUUUGUCAGUGUACGCCAAAGGGAUCACAGGGAGUAUUUAAGGAGGCAAAAGGAGAACUGGGUUUUCACCACAAGUGAGAACUCAUCGGUAAUAGUAUCUGAGCUUUUUUUGGGGGGAAUGGGAGUGAUUCUAAUGGAUUUCUGGCCAGAGUUUGUUGCAUGCAGCUGGGGUAGAGAAUUUGUCGCCGGAGGGUUUGGAGGCAUUGCCGGUAUAAUCUCCGGUUAUCCCCUCGACACGCUCCGUGUCCGGCAACAGCACUCGAAUGCGGGUUCUGCCUUUCGCAUCCUUCGCAAUGUUAUGGCCGCAGAAGGGCCUGCUGCUCUCUACAGAGGCAUGGGUGCACCCUUGGCUUCUGUCACUUUUCAGAAUGCCAUGGUGUUCCAGAUCUAUGCUGUUCUCUCUCGAGCAUUUGACCCUCCAGUUUCCACCAAAGAUCCUCCUUCCUACAAAGGUGUUGCUCUAGGAGGAUUUUGUACUGGCGCUCUUCAGAGCAUGCUGCUCUCUCCUGUAGAGCUAGUAAAAAUCCGGCUCCAAUUGCAGAAUAAUAGCUAUGCAAAACUCCACCAGGCAGAUUCUUACAAAGGCCCUGUGAGUGUUGCCAAAACCAUAUUCAAAACAGAAGGUUUCAGGGGAAUGUACAGAGGUAUAGCCAUAACUGUGCUGAGGGAUGCACCCUCUCAUGGUGUCUACUUCUGGACAUACGAGUACAUGAGAGAGCAGCUUCACCCAGGCUGCCGAAAGAGCGGCCAAGAAAGCCUGAAAACAAUGUUGGUUGCAGGAGGGCUUGCAGGAGUUGCCAGCUGGGUUUGCUGCUACCCCUUGGAUGUUGUGAAGACCAGACUACAAGCUCAAUCCCUUUCACCUCUACCAAAAUACACAGGCAUUGUUGAUUGCUUCCGCAAGAGUGUAAAAGAGGAGGGAUACAGCGUGCUCUACCGAGGGUUAGGAACUGCGGUUGCAAGGGCUUUUGUGGUGAAUGGAGCUAUAUUUGCUGCUUAUGAGAUAGCUCUGAGGUGCCUAUUUAACAAUGGGAGCAUUCAAACAGAGAAUGCUAUUUAGGAAAUACUCUUUCCUUCCCAGUAAACAUGAUCACCCUCUACAUUUUCCAUUUAUUACCGAAAUCUGUUGGAACAGUUGAAGAAUUUUGUAUGAUAUGCCAUUAUUGUUGCAGCAUUGCUUGAUGCAUUCUCCAGAGAUAUCAACAUUUCAAUCAAAGAAAUGUAAUCUGGAAGAAAUGGAUGAGAGCUAAAUUGGCUUUGUUUUGCACUUUUGCUUACUACCCGUCUCUAGUACCACUUCAGCAUUUCAGUUGAUUGGCAACUUAGGGAGCUGUUAAAAUAUGGCACCUGCUUUUUAGUGACUUUUUGCCUAGUAAUUUUCGUUUUUGAACAUUGUAAACCAAAAGUUCUGACAAUAGUCGUGCAGUUCCAGUUAUAUUCAUAUGGAAAUAUCACCUGCUUGGCUUUGGCAAA
Messenger RNA from Alnus glutinosa, 1978 nucleotides. RefSeq names its product mitochondrial arginine transporter BAC2-like. The record is from RefSeq and is a predicted model, not a curated record. The transcript is spliced from 2 exons. Bases 624 to 1565 code for a protein of 313 amino acids. Gene Ontology annotation, molecular function: transmembrane transporter activity. Gene Ontology annotation, biological process: transmembrane transport. Lineage: Eukaryota; Viridiplantae; Streptophyta; Magnoliopsida; Fagales; Betulaceae.